GUAAGCGAGGGAGUGCGGGUGCGCGCGCGCGCGUGUGUGGCGCUCCUCUCCACUCCGAUCGAAGAUGGCGGUGUCCGUGUUCCCCGGCGUGCGGCUCCUUACCAUCGGGGACGCGAACGGAGAGAUCCAGCGGCACUCAGAGCAGCAGCCGCUGCGGCUCGAGGUGAAGAGCACGCCGGACGCGGCGCUACUGAGUCUCUCCAACACAGAGGAAACGUGCGUGUUCAAGUGCUCGGUGUCAAGAGAGACGGAGUGCAGCCGCGUGGGGAAGCAGUCCUUCAUCAUCACCCUGGGCUGCAACAGUGUCCUGCUGCAGUUCUCCUCGCCCGCAGACUUCAACUCGUUCUACAACGUUCUCAAGAACUCCCGCAGUCACAAUGCGCAGCGGUCCGUGUUCAGCGACAGGACGGAAGAGUCCUCCGCCGUGCAGUACUUCCAGUUCUACGGCUACCUCUCCCAGCAGCAGAACAUGAUGCAGGACUAUGUUCGGACGGGGACCUACCAGCGGGCCAUCCUUCAGAACCACACCGACUUUAAGGACAAGGUGGUGCUGGAUGUUGGCUGCGGGUCCGGGAUCCUCUCGUUCUUCGCGGCCCAGGCAGGGGCCAGGAAGGUGUACGCGGUGGAGGCCAGUACCAUGGCGCAGCAUGCCGAGGUGCUGGUGAACAGUAACAGGCUGGCGGACCGGGUGGUGGUCAUCCCUGGAAAGGUGGAGGAGGUCACCCUGCCCGAGCAAGUGGACAUCAUCAUCUCGGAGCCAAUGGGCUACAUGCUCUUCAACGAAAGGAUGCUCGAGAGCUACCUGCAUGCCAAAAAGUUCCUCAAGCCCAGUGGGAACCUGUUUCCCACCAUCGGCGAUGUCCACCUGGCCCCCUUCACAGACGAGCAGCUGUACAUGGAGCAGUUCACCAAGGCCAACUUCUGGUACCAGCCCUCCUUUCAUGGCGUGGACCUGUCAGCUCUGCGGGGAGCUGCUGUGGACGAGUAUUUCCGUCAGCCCAUCGUGGACACCUUUGAUAUCCGGAUCCUGAUGGCCAAAUCCGUGAAGUACACAGUCAACUUCCUGGAGGCCAAAGAGGGAGACCUGCACAGGAUAGAGAUCCCGUUCAAGUUCCACAUGAUGCACUCCGGGCUCGUGCACGGACUGGCCUUCUGGUUUGACGUGGCUUUCAUCGGCUCUGUAAUGACCGUGUGGCUCUCCACGGCCCCAACGGAGCCGCUCACGCACUGGUACCAGGUGCGGUGCCUUCUGCAGUCGCCGCUCUUCACCAAGGCAGGGGACACGCUUUCAGGCACCGCCCUGCUUAUCGCCAAUAAAAGGCAGAGUUACGACAUCAGCGUUGUGGCCCAAGUGGACCAGACUGGAUCAAAGUCGAGUAACCUUCUUGAUCUGAAGAACCCCUUCUUCAGGUACACGGGUGCCUCUCCAGCCCCCCCUCCUGGCUCACACUACACCUCUCCUUCUGAAAACAUGUGGAACACUGGAGGGGGCUACAGUUUGAACCAGGGCAUGGGCGUGUCGGGGGUGCCCACAGCCUAUGACCUGAGUACUGUCAUCGCUAGCGGUUCCUCAGUCUCCCACAACAACCUCAUCCCCCUCGGUACGGACAGGCAGGCAGAAGCAGACGCAAAGGCAGAGCAGCACAGAGCAGUGAACACAGGGAUCGUGAACCACACCCAUUCCAGAAUGGGUUCCAUCAUGAGCACGGGCAUCGUACAGGGCACCUCUGCGGGCCAGUCAGGACCAAGCAGCAGCAGUCCGCACUACCCCGUGAACAGCCAGUUCACCAUGGGCGGGCCAGCCAUCUCCAUGGCAUCGCCUUUGGCGAUCCCUAGCAACACCAUGCAUUAUGGGAGUUAAGAGCUUUUCUGACCCAGUGCCACCCUUCUUUUGACCUCUUGGCUGACCCUGGCGAGAAGAAAGCCCAAAAUGACAUCUAGUCAUCAUCUCCCACUAUUGGUUUUAGUCUUUGUUCCUCUCCCACCUCCUGUUCCUUUUGUAUUUUUUGCCAUAUUUUCCAUCCUGCACUGCGGACUCCAGCCACAAGGUGGCAGCAGCCUUUGACUUCCAUGAAUGGUUGGCACCAAUGCGCUCCUGUACCAUUGUUCCUUCUCUGCUUACUGUCUUCUGCGGUACCUCAGAUGCACACUCAUUGCCCCCAGGGGAAAGAACUUUUCUCCGGUCUUCUCCCUGGAAUUACCACUGUAAUUUAUCCCUCUUAUCUGUCCUAUAGGACCCAUCCGUAUCUUACCAAAAGGCUCCUCCUUCCUGGCUUUGAACUUUGACCUCUGCUCACUGCAGCUGGCCCCUGCUUGAGGGGAGAGGCUGCAGGGUGUCAUUUUAAUCCAUCCCUCGACCCUAGGCUUGGACUUGCCGAUGGGGGCACUUGUACAGUGCCUCUGCUUUGUGGGAGUU
This is a messenger RNA of Scleropages formosus (Asian bonytongue), 2416 nucleotides long. Its product is annotated as histone-arginine methyltransferase CARM1-like. Gene Ontology annotation, molecular function: histone H3R2 methyltransferase activity. The transcript is spliced from 16 exons. The record is from RefSeq and is a predicted model, not a curated record. NCBI's taxonomy places the organism in Eukaryota, Metazoa, Chordata, Actinopteri, Osteoglossiformes, Osteoglossidae. The coding region runs from base 65 to 1861 and encodes 598 amino acids. Gene Ontology annotation, biological process: chromatin remodeling; peptidyl-arginine methylation, to asymmetrical-dimethyl arginine.